AUGGACUCUUCGAAUGACCCAGAGGGGUCGCGGAACCAAACAAGCAGGCAAGUAAUCCCCGUACCGACCGCUUGGAGUGCGGAAUAUCAAGGACUCACUCCUUCGAAGGGGUUCCUAAAUACCUCCACCGUGUGCUACCGGAACUCGGCCCUGUGUUUUCUCUUACACUCGCCCACACUACUUAACUGGCUGGCAGCACAUCACGGGGAUCAGGGCUGCGAGGAACAAUGCGUUUCUUGUCAAUUGCACCGUCUCGCGGUGUCUUUCUGGAAGGGGAACAGCGAAAACGACGAUCAAGAGACCGUGCUGAUGGUGCUCUGGGUUCAACUACAAGCAAGUACAUGGGAUUAUGUGGAUUUGGAGGAGCAGCAGGAUGUGCGGGAGUUUAUCGAACAAUUAUUCGGCCAAAUGUACCAAGACGCCCAGGCAAAGCAAGUUGACCUGAACCCGCUUCUCAAGAUAGCCCUCGAUGUAGCCUUUGAGUGUAAGACAUGCGGCAAGGCGACGCCGGGGCCUCCGUACAAGGAAUUCCUUUGCGCGGCUUCGUUUCCGGAGGAUCUCAAGGUGGGCGAUGCCGUCAGUAUCGAGGAAUUACUUAGUGGCUGCUACUCAGGUUCAACCGUUGAUCGUGAUUGUGAGCAUUGCGAGCGCAAGACCGAGCAUCUCCGGACUGACAAAGUUGUCCAAGUUCCCGAAGUUUUACUUGUUCAUCUGAAUAGAAUAGGCGGGCCCGGGGGGGAGAAAUCGUUUAACAAUGUAAGCCUUGGUGACCAGGUAGUUCUGCCUGAAUCUCUACGCCGAGGCCUGGCCGAUAAGGAUGAUAUAUGCUACGAAUUGUACACGAUUAUAUUCCACGAAGGUGACACCAUCGAAAGUGGACAUUAUACUGCUGCAGUGAAGGCGCCCACCGGGAGAUGGAUGUUGAUAAACGACGAACAAGUAGAGUCUGUCCAGUCCCUGAAGAAACUGAUGAACAUGGGCAAAGGGAAGAAGAAACACUCCGCCACUGCUUAUGUGCUUGGGUAUCGACGCCUACCUCUGACGAGUGAGUCUAUGCCUGCAGGGGGUGACUCGAGCCCAGCGCAAGUCAGCGAUUCCGCAUCUUCCAGAGAGAAGUCGAGCCAGGCGCGAGCCAGGCCGCUCGAUGGGACGCCGUCCGCCGAUCCUGCCUUGCUAGUUCCUGGUUCAGAUAUUGCCCCCGGCUCUCUCAGUUCUGUCAGUUCUCUCACCUCUCUCGGCUCUCUCGGCUCUCCCAGCGCUCCCGGCUCUCCGGUGCGACCUGGGGUCACAAUGGAUGGAACCAUCAGUCUCGACGGCAGGGAUAUUGUAUGGACGAUACAACAGCAACUAGCCAUCCCUUCGGACGCGGGUCCCUUGAUUAAGUUGAAGCCCAGGUCUAGGGUCCAAUUUGCUGAUAUCCGGCUGAGAUUUACUUCGGGGGAGGAGGUUCUGGAAGCAAACCACACCAUCUCGCUGAAGCCACUGAAGCCCAAUAAUGCACGAAAGGCGCGGACUGAGAAAUCGGCCAAGAUCAUGAACACCAAGUCGAAGAGAACCGCCGACGGGACAGACCAGAAGAAAAAGGCAGCAAAGCCUGGCAAGCAAGCCAAACCCCGGGGUGUUCAGAAGUCAGCCCAAGCACAAAGCACUGGGGUCCAGGCCAGCACGAAAACGAAGACUGGGAGGGUGCGCAAGAAGGCUCGGUGA
Messenger RNA from Aspergillus steynii IBT 23096, 1707 nucleotides. Its product is annotated as ubiquitin carboxyl-terminal hydrolase. Bases 1 to 1707 code for a protein of 568 amino acids. Gene Ontology annotation, molecular function: cysteine-type deubiquitinase activity; cysteine-type endopeptidase activity. Gene Ontology annotation, biological process: protein deubiquitination. The record is from RefSeq and is a predicted model, not a curated record. The transcript is spliced from 3 exons. Gene Ontology annotation, cellular component: cytosol; nucleus. NCBI's taxonomy places the organism in Eukaryota, Fungi, Ascomycota, Eurotiomycetes, Eurotiales, Aspergillaceae.